AUGGCUGAAUACGAUCUCCCAGCGAUGAUCGAUCGAGUACUGAACAUCUCCGGUCAGCCGUAUGUUUACUACGUUGGUCACUCACAAGGUAGUCUCACGAUGCUCGCCAAGCUUUCCACUGACCCGUCUUUUUGUCAAAAGAUCAAAAUUAUGUUCGCCUUGGCCCCAGCUGUAUUCGUUACACACACCAAAGGUCUAAUGAAGGUGUUGGCAACCGAGAACUCACCAGAAUUUGAUGUCUGGAUAGGGAAGUUUGGAUCAGGUCAGUUCUCCCUCAGCGACUCCUUGAUGAGUUAUUUCAAGCCAUCGUACUGUGACAAGGAAUUUCAACGCAAACUCUGCAAGAAACUCUUGUUUAAGAUUGGUGGCCCAAGUAAGAAAGUUAUAGAUACGGCCAGUACCGAGCAGAGAAUUCAGAAACGAAUUUCCGUCUAUCUAUCUCAUUUCCCUGCUGGUACAUCAUCCCUGAAUGUCCUACACUGGGUUCAAAUGGGCAAAACGGGAUGCUUGUCUCGAUUGGACUACGGAGAGAAAAUGAAUAUGGAGAUAUACGGGCAGGUAUGGCAGUUUCUUGACCCUAAUCUCAGGCAUCAAGCCUCCCAAUUUCAGGAGUCUCCUCCCUCAUAUGACUUUAGGAAAAUUCUCCACGUUCCCAUCCACAUUUUUUCGGGUGGAAAUGAUUGGAUUGCUGACGAUUACGACAUAAGAACAUACUUGGUUCCUCUUAUAGAACCUCUUGUCAAGGUAAGGAGGCUCUGUAAAGUUUUAUUAGGUUGA
Haemonchus placei is the source of this 777-nucleotide messenger RNA. Lineage: Eukaryota; Metazoa; Nematoda; Chromadorea; Rhabditida; Trichostrongylidae. The record is from the annotation of a GenBank genome assembly.